AUGGAGUUGGCGCCAGACCCUGACUUGACUUCGCCGCCACUGCUUCACUAUCUUUAUCCUGGUUUCGUCUUCUUCUGUUUUCUUGCGGCAUCCUUGUUUUCAACCUGCACACUUCAAAGUCGGAAGUCUCGAAAACCAUUGGACCAAGGCUUCCCGGCGCGGAAAGCUGCUAUCGGAUUACUGGCAGCAUUUGUUCUAUGCUACAUUUUGCAACUUGGUGCAGUGGCUGUCACUGCUUUGAACGCGAAGACGCCGCCUCUCGAACACGCAGUCGUUGGGAAUCUCUCUUGCCUGCUCGUUUUUGGAAUUCAGCUCUCCUGGCUAUCCCACAGUGCAGAUUUGGUAUGGUAUCCGUACCAAGGGGCGUGGAUUGUUGCGUUGGCCUUUGAACUCGUACAAUGUACUUUUCUCAUAACCUACUCAUGGUCGCGCCAACUCGGCGUCAAUAGCAUCGCUGGGCUGGCAUUGAUCCUUUCGCGCUGUGCAAUACUGGUCGUACUUUUACUAUUGACUUCUGUGCGAAACCGUGUCCAAUCUCUCCGGCGCCAGUCGGAUCAGGACAGAGAACCGCUACUGUCCCAUGGUACAAGUGUGAAUGAAACGAGCUACGGUUCUACCUCGAACACUGAAACAGCCUCCAACGAGGAAGCGGAGUACAAUUGGGAACGGCGCGAGCGAGAGGCGAGGGAAAACAUGGAGAAAAGGCUUAAAGAAGGCGGCAACUGGUUUGCUUACGCUAAAGGAUUCAUGAUCUUCUUUCCGUAUGUCUGGCCUGUUCACGAUAGAACCCUGCAACUACGCGCUGUAGCCGUAUGUGUAUGCCUUCUUGGUUCCAAUGUACUCCAUCUCUUGAUCCCUCGACAGACUGCCAUUAUCAUGGACAGCUUGGCUACUCGGAAUAGCAGUAACCCCUGGGCCGCUGUGGCAGUGUUUGCAGGCUUGAGGUUAGCUGCUUCCGACUCUGGCAUUGAACUUCUGCGCCAGUGGCUCUGGGUUCCAGUUCAAUACUACUCUCACGAAGCCAUGACCCGGGCUGCAUAUUCACACAUGAUACAUUUGUCGGCGGAUUUUCAUGAUUCGAAAAGCUCUUCAGACAUGAUGGUGGCGAUUUCUGGCGGACGUGCGGUCUCCAACGCCGUCGAGAGCGUGCUACUUCUAGCAGUGCCCAUGUUGAUUGACAUGUCGGUUGCGCUCAUAUACCUCUCAGCUACCUUUGGACCGUACGAGGGAUUCAUUACCUUGGCAACUGGAACGGUAUUCUCCAUCAUGGCAGGAAGGUUGGUGGCUGAGUCAAAGAUGGCAAGUCGCCAACGCGUGAAUGCGCUGUAUCAAGAAUACCAUAUUCGUUCAUCGGGUUUGACGGGCUGGCAGACCGUCAGCGCCUUCAAUCAGAUUGGAUACGAGGACAACCGGCACGCCGACGCUGUAAGCAACAGAUGGCUUAGGGAGCGGAAAUACAUACUAGGUUGGAACGUGUCGAUAGCCUUUCAGACCAUGGUUCUCACCUGCGGUCUUUUGGCCAGUGCAUUCUUGGCUGUUUACCGUAUCCGAAGCGGACAUGCGACCCCCGGGCAAUUCGCGAUGCUGUUGAUGUACUGGUCGCAGCUAACGGCUCCCUUGCAAUUCUUUGCCAGGCUGGGCAAGAGCAUGAGCGACGACUUUAUCGAUGCAGAAAGGCUGUUGGAUAUCAUGAAGAAGAAGCCGACGAUUGAGAACAAGAAGGGAGCCAGGCCCUUGAAGUUUGUGGCCGGGAAUGUCAAGUUCGACAAGGUUAGUUUCAGCUAUGACGGGCAGAAGAACGUCAUCGACGGCAUCUCGCUGGACAUUUCAGCCGGCGAAACCGUGGCAUUCGUUGGAGCCACGGGGGCCGGGAAAUCCACUGUAUUGAAGCUUCUCCACCGUUUCUACGAUGCAACCGGUGGAAGCAUCUCGAUUGACGACCAAGACAUCCGAGAGGUGGACCUCUAUAGCCUUCGAGACCGUAUCGGCAUAGUGCCACAGCAUCCAAUACUGUUCGACGACACCAUCAUGAACAAUGUUCGCUACGGAAACAUCACCGCCAGUGACGAAGAGGUGUUUGAUGCGUGCCGAGCCGCUUGUAUUCAUGAUAAGAUCAACACUUUUACAAACGGCUAUGAUACUCGAGUCGGUGAACGCGGCGUAAAAUUAUCCGGCGGAGAGCUGCAACGCGUAGCAAUCGCGAGAGCGAUUCUGAGACGGCCCGACAUUGUCCUGCUAGACGAAGCUACUAGCGCAGUUGAUACUGACACGGAGCAGCAAAUUCAACUCUCAUUUAGGCGACUUUGUCAGGGGCGCACAACUUUUAUCGUCGCACAUAGGUUAUCGACCAUCAUGAACGCAGAUCGCAUUGUUGUCGUCGAAAAUGGCCAAGUCGUGGAACAAGGUAGUCAUAACGAGCUCAUCGUUGCCAAUGGAAGAUACGCGGAUUUGUGGUCAAAACAGGUUUUUCUGCGACCUCGCGAGAAGCUUGACUUGAUGGAUUUCAUCGACGACAGGCCAGUGACUGCCGACGAUUUGUCCUCUGAGCAAACAGCAACCGAGCAUAGCAAGCAGGGUGACAUGGACUCGGAUAGUGAAGGAAACACCACCGAUACGUAUGGGGAACGGACUGCCGAUAGCACCGGCACAGCAACCACACAUCGAAAAGAGGAAUCCAGUUUGAAUCCUGCAGCUCCCGAGUUUACUCCGGCGCGAUUACAAAAGAGCCGCCUGUGA
Ustilaginoidea virens is the source of this 2736-nucleotide messenger RNA. RefSeq lists its product as uncharacterized. The coding region runs from base 1 to 2736 and encodes 911 amino acids. Gene Ontology annotation, biological process: transmembrane transport. Gene Ontology annotation, molecular function: ATP hydrolysis activity; ABC-type transporter activity; ATP binding. The transcript is spliced from 7 exons. The record is from RefSeq and is a predicted model, not a curated record. Gene Ontology annotation, cellular component: membrane. NCBI's taxonomy places the organism in Eukaryota, Fungi, Ascomycota, Sordariomycetes, Hypocreales, Clavicipitaceae.